AUGUCGGGAUACCUCAAAGACAAAGAUGGCGAGCCCAUCCAAGAGGGCGACAAGGUGUUUACCCGUUUUCGCAGUGGAAAACGCGAGGGAGAGGUCGAGCAAAUUGUCACAAACGGAGACGAAGCGGCCAAGAUUUCGGACAUCAAUGUAAAGAACCCACCGAAGGUUAGCUUCUCAGAUCAGGACUGCGACAUCGACGUCAUAAAACGGCAUGGACACAAUGUUGCACACAAUCCUGGCACUCUGAGCCAUACCGACUAAGGUCAUCGUCACGGAAAACAGCCACAUGUACCAUAGGUAAAUUUGCCUGAUUAACACAUCGAGUAACGAGGAUAGGGCUGCAGGGCCGCUGUUGGCGUACCAUUUGAACCUUCACAUGUUGGCACUC
Molecule: messenger RNA, 388 nt
Organism: Phanerochaete carnosa HHB-10118-sp
Lineage: Eukaryota; Fungi; Basidiomycota; Agaricomycetes; Polyporales; Phanerochaetaceae
Exons: 5
Coding region: 1-261 (86 amino acids)
Source: RefSeq, a predicted model, not a curated record